AAUAAAAUCAAGAUGGCAGGAAAAGGCUGUUUUCUGCAGAUACAUUAGUUUCUGUGAUAUGACUGGCUGUGAAGACCUUUUCCCAAAUAUUCUACUAUUGAGAUAAGUGUGUUGAUUGAAAGGUUUGAUCGAUCAUGUAAAUAUACAAUGACGACAAAAAGAGAUAUUGCCUGAAUAGUAAUACAGCUCCAAAACUUACAAAAAUGAAUUGCAAACAGUCAAAUUUAUCCAGAGAAUAAAAGCGAUCAGCUUCUUUGCAAACAUGAAGCUUGGAUAAAUAUAAUACAUGAAAAUCUAAGCGAAUGCAGUUUGUUAAGAUCACAGCAGAAAACAAUCACCAAAAUGAAUCUUUGUAUUUUUAUAUAUCUUUUUGCAAUAUUAAGUAGCAUAUCUGCUAAGUUGACUUUAAAGGACCUGCCAUUUCGGAACACAACUCUCAAAUGGGAGGUGAGAGUAGACGAUCUUGUAAAACGACUCAAAGUGGAGGAGAUCAUCUCAAUGAUUUCACAUGGUGGCAGCCUGAUGCCUAACCCUGCAACUCCUGCCAUUCCAAGACUAGGUAUCAAACCAUAUAUGUUUGAUGAUGAAUGCCUAAGAGGUGAUGCACAGGCGGGUAAAGCAACUGCUUUCCCUGAAGCUAUCAACCUUGGUGCAACGUUCAAUGCUGACAUCUUUGCUCAAGUUGGCAUGGCAACAUCCUAUGAGUUGAGAGCCAAGAAUAACAACUACACUAAAUAUGGUUACUAUGGGUGGCACUCAGGACUCAGCUGUUUCAGUCCCAUGAUCAACAUUAUGAGACAUCCACUAUGGGGAAGAAACCAGGAAUCCUAUGGUGAAGAUCCAUUCCUGACAGGUAUUGGGGCUUCCAACUUUGUAAAGGGGCUACAAGGUGAUGACAAAAAGGAUCGCUUUAUAAGGGCAAGCGCAGGGUGUAAACACUUUGCUGCCUAUGCUGGACCAGAAAACACCAAAAAUGACUCUGCCAGGAGAUUAAAGUUCAAUGCAAAGGUCAGUGAGAGAGAUCUACAGAUGACACACUACCCCGCCUUCAAGGAGUGCCUGCUGGCAGGCACAUAUAGUGUCAUGUGCUCCUAUAAUAGUGUAAAUGGAGUUCCUUCCUGUGCUAACAAACACUUAUUGACAGAUGUCUUGCGAAAAGACUGGAAGUUUAAAGGCUAUGUGGUCAGUGACGAAGGUGCAAUAGAAUUUCUCAUAUCGCAACAUAAAUAUGUCAACAACUCUGUAGACGCAGCAAGUGCUGCAGUGAAUGCUGGAUGCAAUUUAGAACUUCCAGCCUCUAAAAACAUCUACCUUAAUUUAAAUGAUGCAUUAAAACAGAAGAAAACAACAGAGACGACUCUACGAGAACUCGCCAAGCCAUUGAUUUAUACCAGAAUGAGGCUAGGGGAGUUUGAUUCACCCUAUGAUAAUCCUUGGAGGAGCAUACCUUUGUCUGUAAUUCAGAGCCCGGAGCAUAGAAUGUUGUCACUCCAAGCAGCUAUGCAGAGCUUUGUCUUGCUGAAAAAUCAAAAUGAUUUCCUUCCUAUGGAUAAUAGAAUAAUCCGCCUUGCAGUGGUUGGUCCAAUGGCCAAUAAUUCCAAAGAGCUGUUUGGUGACUACAGUCCAGAUAUAGACCCCAAGUACACAACAACACCAUGGAAGGGCUUGAAUUUCAUGACAGAAUGGGGGAUCCUUGCAACUGGUUGCUCAAGUACUCUCUGCCCAAGUUACAAUGCAUCUGAAGUAGAGAAUGUGGUGAAAUCAGUAGACUUGAGUAUUGUUUGUCUUGGUACAGGGGUGACAUUUGCCAAGGAGGGCCAUGACAGGCAGAAUCUUAGUCUUCCAGGGCAGCAAGAACAACUCAUGAAGACUGUUAUUAAACAUUCAAAGGGACCUAUCAUUCUGUUAGUAUUCUCUGCUGGGCCAGUUGAUAUCAAGUUUGCUGAUGAUAGUGACCGUGUAGUUGCUAUAGUCCAGUGCUUCUACCCAGCACAGGAGGCUGGGGAAGCUAUAAGGAGAACACUGUGGAUGGCUGGUCCUGGUACCUCCUUUGGUGGCAGGUUGCCAUAUACAUGGUAUACCUCUGCUGAUCAGACACCACAUAUUAACAACUAUACCAUGCAUGAGCGCACCUACAGGUAUUUCACUGGAACUCCACUCUACCCCUUUGGUUAUGGAUUGUCUUAUGGAAGGUUUGAAUACACAUCCAUACGACUGAGUAAUCCCACCAUGCAGAAAGGGAAAAGUAUAAAACUCAAUGUCGGUGUGAAGAAUGUGGGACGUUACCAGGCUGAUGAGGUCAUCCAGGUGUACAUCUCAUACCCAAAUGCAACUGUACCUGUCCCUCAACGACAGUUAUCUGGGAUUAAGAGGGUCACACUUAGUCCAGGGGAAGAGAUAAACCAAGAAUUCAGCAUCACAUCUAAGCUACUGGAGGUCUGGCAUGAUACAAAGGGAUUCAUUGUUGAAGAAGGGAAGGUGUUUAUCUGGGUGAGUGGCCAGCAACCAUACCAAAAAAGACAGACAGGAGCUAAUAUUCUCUUUGCUGAAUUUAAAGUCAAGAAAUGAUUGUGGAACAAUCGGGAGACAUUUUUUUGAAAGAUCAUGAAUAACAAUCUAUGAAAUCCGUAUAUCAUUGCAUUGACAAUUUCAAAACGUGAUUGAACUGGAUGCUGCUUGAGGUUUAUCUUUCAUAAUUUUAAGCCCUUUGGUUUGGAUUAAAGUCUCGAUGUCUGCAGUGUUUAAUGCUUCAAAUAUCUCAUUUAAAAUAUGUGCCAUGAACUGGUUAUGCUCUUGAAAAAUAAACUUCUUUGGAAUCUCUAAUACAUGGCAUCCUUGGUCCAAGGCCUCAUCUGGAAGGAUGUCUCUAUGAACAUGAGGGCUAAUUAUUUACAUUGGUAGAUUUAUCUAAAUUGCAACACAAAUCUUGUU
Owenia fusiformis is the source of this 2931-nucleotide messenger RNA. The record is from the annotation of a GenBank genome assembly. NCBI's taxonomy places the organism in Eukaryota, Metazoa, Annelida, Polychaeta, Sabellida, Oweniidae.